Messenger RNA from Schistosoma bovis, 1210 nucleotides. NCBI's taxonomy places the organism in Eukaryota, Metazoa, Platyhelminthes, Trematoda, Strigeidida, Schistosomatidae. The record is from the annotation of a GenBank genome assembly.
GCACCUUCUGUUGGCAUGUUCAAGACGAGAUUGAACCCUCGUAGUGUUAAAAACUGCAAGGAUUAAUAUAGGUUGAUAGACCUUCUAUCCUUAUUACAGAAGGUUGUCGACACAACCACUUGCAUGAAGGCUCGAAGUUUGACGUAAUCCAAGGUCAAGGUCAUAUCAGCAUGGCUAGAAAAGGUGAACGUGUUUCUGUGAGUGAAGACGAUGACGAAGAUAUUUAUGACCCUAAAAGCAGGGGAUUCUGUCGUGCAUGUGUCGACUUGUCAAAGUUUGGUCUUACAAAAGCAAAGGAGAUGGUAUCCAAACCGAGUGUAGGUAUGUACUUUUCCAAAACGUCCUUAUAUCUUGUAUUGUAUUGUUCACUGUGUGUUUUAAAAUGUGACCGCUAGCCCUGGAAACUCUGUACUGAAUGGGUAUGCGUGUAUAGUUAAUAUUAAAAUUCAGUAUUCUGAUUUUCACUUGCUCGUACAAAAUAUCCAAGAUCAUAUAUGAUCUAAAACGAUGCAGUCGGCAGCCAAACUCUCGAUAGUUAAUCUCCCGUGGCUUACGUACUGUUUUCAUGGUUCGGAGUGUCCACCGGAUAAAAUUGAACUUGGAAAAGCAACAUGGACUUUGUUGCAUACAAUGGCAGCAUAUUACCCUAUACACCCGACAUUGAAACAACAAGAAGAUAUGAAGAAGUUUUUACAAAUUUUUCCUCAGUUCUUCCCAUGUCGACCAUGUGCUUAUGAUUUUGAGUCUAACAUUAUUGUUCAUCCACCGAAAUUGGAUAGUCGUCAUGCAUUAAGUGGAUGGUUAUGUAUGCAACAUAAUUUAGUGAAUAAAAAGAUUGGCAAACCGUUAUUUGAUUGUACUCAUGUAUUGGAAAGAUGGCGAUAUGGUUGGAAAGAUAAUGAUGAUUGUAGAUUACCAGAACAAGACUAGUAACAUUUUCAAUGACUUGUCUUUUAAUAUAUAUAUAUAAUGUGUGUGUGUGUGCGCUUGGUGAUUGUUCAGAAUUCCUUUCGACCUAUAUUCUCUUGUUCCUAUGUUUGUUCAGUAGUAUCUUUCAUUAUUACUAAAAAAAUAAUGAGUAGUAUGAUAGUGUACACAAAUAAUUCAUUUAGUAUGAAAAUAUAUGUAUUGGACAAUUUGAAUUGAUAUUUCAGUGAUGUUUGUUUUUAUUUUAUAUUAAAAUUAGAAAAAUAUACCUGGUAUUUGCCAA